This is a messenger RNA of Armigeres subalbatus, 1905 nucleotides long. RefSeq lists its product as uncharacterized. The record is from RefSeq and is a predicted model, not a curated record. Lineage: Eukaryota; Metazoa; Arthropoda; Insecta; Diptera; Culicidae.
CCUUUAUGUACUUCGAACUAUUUACUCAUUAAUGAGUGAAAAUGUACUUCAAAAAUAGAUUCUCUUCGACCAGCAACCCAUUCAGUUUGCCAGUACUCAGUAGUGAAGCAGCAUUUUAAAAGUUAGAAACCUUUCAACUUCUAGUGCAAAAAAGUACCCUGGACGAUGGAGGAGUUGCGAGGCAGGUUGGACCAGAACAGCUUCCAGAAGCUGCAAGACCACAAAUUCACUGAUGAUUCUUUGAUAUACUUAACGGAUACGGAACUCACAAAAAUGGGAAUAACGGAAAUGGGACCUAAGCUACUUAUUUUGUCGUACGCUGCAAAAAGGAAGUGUCCUACGUCGAACAUUUUACCAAUAGCAUCAACCUCGAAGAAUGAACCAUCAAAAGAUGUGUUCACAGAUGUCAAUAUGAGUCAAACCAAUCCGCACGUAGUCCGGUCCAACGAAGGUUUUACAACAAGGCAUACCUACGGGUCUCAUAUUGAAGCCCCUGAUGGCCACACAGCUGGUUCUUCAUCGAAAAGCAAUCAACCUGGUCACUCUGUAGAGACUAUGUCUAUUCGUCAGACAUUGGAGUUGAACGCGAAAUUCCGCAAAACGCUAUACUCCAAACUAGAUACAGGCGUCCUACCAAAUCACAAGGAGCUUCUACAUAUGGUCCGCAUUUUGUGCGCUGAUAUGGUUGAAAAUCUUCUACAUAAACAAACAUAUCCUUCCUUUGACCAGAAGAUGACAUUGGCUAAAAACAUUAUUGAAGCAUUUCCAUUUUUACAAGUAACCAGAAUGUCAGAGGACAGUCCCGUUUAUUCAUAUUUCUUCUGGCAGAACGGCGGUAGGGGCCCCAAUAAAGAGCACACCGGUAUCAUUCAAACACAUUUGCGAAACGAAUGUAAAAAUAUCUCACCGAGUAAAAAAAAAUUCAGGCGUACAAAUAAACGACAGUUGGACAACUCAGUUGCCAGGUACAUGACAGAAACGCACGACCUGCUUCUGAUGCUAUUGGAUGCCAAAAAAACGGUGAUUGAAAUAUUGAAUGUUUUCCCCCAUCUAAGGUCCUACAACGGUAGUAUGAUUCAGAAAGCGUAUGAGCGAUUGGUGCCUUGUUAUAAUAAGGAAGCAAAUUUGAAGCAACUUUUUUCUCGAGGAUUGUUGUACGAGCAAGGCAGUUUCAGUUCAUAUGGUGAUUCUCAUGUUCGAGGUUGCCUUCGAAUACUCACACAGCUCACCAGAAGAGGAAUUCGCAAGACCCUUAGAUCCAUCGACAAUGAGUCUAUGGAUAUAGAACAAGAACUGGCUGCUCCUAUCAUUCGAACCAUUCAGGAUACCGACAUCUCGCUACAACAACAGUUGUCGAAGUAUGUUGCUUCGAAUGCUGUUUCCGAUACAGAAGUAGCACCUCAUCUGAUAUACAACGGAAACUCUUACCUCUUGUAUUUACAAUCCCAGGUCAUCAUCUGCGGCAGAGAGUCGAUUCGUGCCAUCGAUGUCCUAUUUAAAGCUUUUACCGUAUUCGGUAUUAAUCCUCCGGCUACACUACAGAAGAUGAUGGACUUCAUUGAAAUAAUCUGUUACCAAACUAAGAAAACAAGCUCCAGGCAGUCAGUAAACAAGCUGGUCAAAUCAUAUCAAGAAUCUUUAGAUGCAGGCAGCAGUGAUGCCGAAGACUGAUUUUCUACUCAAGUUCGAAUCUGAAUAAGGUUUACAUGAAAAUGUGAACAUUUUUAUUAAACAUGUCAUAUUUAAUAUCAACUGGACUUUUUCAUAUCGAAGUGGCAUUUGUUAAUAAGAUCGUAUGAAAUAAUGUUUUUUAUCAGUUGCAUUUUGCCCAAUAUUUUUACUUUAAAUCAACAACACUUAUGUAUAAAAUAAUAUGAUAAUAAAUAAAAAACGAGUUUGAUUGGA